Sander lucioperca (pikeperch) is the source of this 1187-nucleotide messenger RNA. RefSeq names its product fibrous sheath CABYR-binding protein-like. The record is from RefSeq and is a predicted model, not a curated record. Lineage: Eukaryota; Metazoa; Chordata; Actinopteri; Perciformes; Percidae. The transcript has 4 exons. The coding region runs from base 96 to 1187 and encodes 363 amino acids. Gene Ontology annotation, biological process: regulation of apoptotic process.
UAUUCAGGUAUUACCAAGGUCUCAUUUAACCUCAAGGCCACUCUGACAGCCUUUUUAAUUCUUCCUCCAAUGUAGAUAAAAAAUCCAGCUUAGUGAUGGUACGCAUCAUGGAGGGAGACCGUCCAGACCUGGCUGAUAUCAAGGGCGAUGCUGAGGGGUUGGCAGAGUUGACUGGACUGAUGAAGAGAUGCUGGGAUCCUAAUCCUGAACAAAGGCCCAGAGCCCUUGAGUGUACAACUAAGACAGAACAACUGUUCAAGAUGCACAAACAUGCAAUCCAUGACGCUGUCCAUGAAGUUCUGAAGAAACUGGACCAAAAGGAAGGAAAAGGCAUGGCAGCAGGAGAGCAGGUUCAGAGGGAUCAAAUCGCUGAAGCUCCAGCUAUAAGAGGGGAAAAUCCACAGAGGAAUGACCCAGCAGAGGACACAGUCCCAGCAGAGGACACAGUCCCAGUAGAGGACACAGUCCCAGCAGAGGACACAGUCCCAGCAGAGGACACAGUCCCAGCAGAGGACACAGUCCCAAUAGAGGACACAGUCCCAGCAGAGGACACAGUCCCAAUAGAGGACAGAGUCCCAGCAGAGGACCGAGUCCCAGUAGAGGACACAGUCCCAGUAGAGGACACAGUCCCAGUAGAGGACACAGUCCCAGCAGAGGACACAGUCCCAGUAGAGGACACAGUCCCAGUAGAGGACACAGUCCCAGUAGAGGACACAGUCCCAGCAGAGGACACAGUCCCAGCAGAGGACCGAGUCCCAGUAGAGGACAGACAUCCAGCAGAGCACCGAGUCCCAGCAGAGGACCGAGUUCCAGCAGAGGACCGAGUCCCAGCAGAGGACCGAGUUCCAGCAGAGGACCGAGUCCCAGCAGAGGACCGAGUCCCAGCAGAGGACCGAGUCCCAGCAGAGAAGAAGCUGUUGCAAGUUCGGACACAGUUUGUAAUCCGAGUGUCUGAUCCAGUUCUGAACCAGCUUCUGGAUAAUCUCCUUGAGCAUCGUGUUAUAACUGAUGAGGAAAUGCAGUCAGCCAGAACACGAGGCAGAGCAGACAAAGCCCGAGACGUGAUCGACACAGUGAGAAGAAAAGGAAGUGCAGCCAGCUCAGUUCUGAUCUCUGCUCUCCGUGAGGUGGAUCCAGUCCUGUCCAGAGAGCUGACAUUAAUCUCACCAAACUGUGGAGAGUUGUGA